Molecule: messenger RNA, 2508 nt
Organism: Rhodamnia argentea
Lineage: Eukaryota; Viridiplantae; Streptophyta; Magnoliopsida; Myrtales; Myrtaceae
Product: disease resistance protein RPV1-like
Exons: 4
Coding region: 1-2508 (835 amino acids)
Biological process (GO): defense response; signal transduction
Molecular function (GO): ADP binding
Source: RefSeq, a predicted model, not a curated record
AUGUUUCAUCUCAGUUUUGGGCAUUCUUUCGCCGAGCUCGUGGCACUGAUCCUACUCCCCGGGCUUGCUUUUUAUCUUCUCAAUAGGAAGAAAGCCAGUGCACGUAGAAGUGAAGAAGAUGCUGGUACUGGCGCACCUGGUUCGAUGCCUACGCCGACAGAAGCUAAUUCUGAUGGAUCUAGUCCGUCUCCGACAGCAACGACUUCCGGUGGAUUUAGUUCGUCUUCUACAGAAACUCAAUCCGGUGGAUGUAGUUCGUCUCCGACAGAAAUUAAUAACGGCGCGUCUAGUUCAUCUCCGACAGAAACUAACAACGGUGCAUGUAGUUCGUUGACCGCAACUACUGGAAACCGCUAUGAGGUGUUCUUAAGCUUCAGAGGCCCAGAUACUCGAUACGGCUUCACCGAUCACCUCUACCACGGGCUCCUCAACGCCGGAAUUGACACUUUCAGAGAUGAUGAUGAGCUCUGUCAAGGCCAGGACAUCAGACCGGCGCUUGUGGCAGCCAUCACGGAUAGUAAGAUCCUGAUCCCCGUUUUCUCCGAGAGUUAUGGGACAAGUGAUUGGUGCCUGGAUGAACUGGUUCAGAUGAUGGAGCGCAAGAAUAAUAACGGGCAGAUUGUGUUGCCUGUAUUUUACAAAGUGAAACCAUAUGACGUGGGCCAUCAAAACGGGAGGUUUGGAGACGCAUUUCUUGAGCGUGAGGGGCGUUUGCUUAAGAGGGGUUUCGACCCAACGAUUUUGGAGAAUCGGAAGAAAGCACUCCUUGAAGUCAGCACCUUGAGUGGAUACGAAGUUGAUGGGUAUGAGGCAAACUUGGUGAAAUCGAUUGUCCGAAAUGUGUUGAGCGAACUGAAGAGAAAGUUUGAGUUGGAUAUUUCUGAGAAUUUAGUCGGAAUUGAUAGUCAUGUGAACCAUGUUAUGGAACGUGUGAGUAAAUCUCGUGCCACCCUAUUUGUUGGCAUCCAUGGAAUGGGAGGCAUUGGUAAGACUACUCUUGCUAAAGUCAUCUACAACAAGCUUUCCAAUCAAUUUGAGCACCGUAGCUUCCUUGCUGAUAUAAGGGAAUCAUGGAAGCGUAAUGGCGUACAUUACUUACGGAAUCAAUUAAUCUAUGAUAUAUUGAAGCGCGAAAAUGAAGUUCAUAGUGAGAAUGAAGGGACUAAGUUCAUCUCCUCCAAGUUUAAAGGUAAAAAGGUCCUUGUUCUUCUCGAUGAUGUGGAUGAUGUUGUUCGGGUGAAGUGUUUGGCCGGUAAACGUGACUGGUUUUCUUCGGGAAGUAUGAUCAUUAUUACUACCGGAAACGAGAAGAUUCUUAAAGAAGUUGGUGUGGACUAUGCCUAUAAACAUGAGGAAAUGGAUAACGACCAAGCUUUGAUUCUUUUUAGCCAACAUGCAUUCCGAAGGCACCCUCCUCCAAGGAAAUUUAAGGACCUCACUCAUGAAGCUGUAUUCAUCAUCGGAGGGCUUCCCUUAUCUCUUGAGGUUUUAGGCUCAUUAUUGUGCGGAGAAGAGCUAGCACUCUGGAGAGGUACAAUAGACAAGUUAAAAAAAGUGCCUCCUAAGAAAGUGCGAGAAAAGCUACGGAUAAGUUAUGAUGUAUUAGAAGAUGAACAAAAGCAAAUAUUUUUGGAUAUUGCUUGUUUUUUCAUUAGCACUGACCGGAGAACCGCAUCCUACAUGUGGGAUGCCUGUCGUUUUUUCCCCGGGGAGGGAAUUGAAGUAUUGAGGUUCAUGUCACUAAUAAAAAUUGACGAUGAUCAUAAGCUUCGAAUGCAUGACCAGCUGAGAGAUCUUGGUAGGGAAAUAGUUCGCGAAGAAAACCAGUGGCCUAAGAAUCGUAGCAGGUUAUGGGACUCUGAGGAAAUCGGGAAAGUGCUAAAGCAAAAUAAGGGAACGGAAAAGAUUCAAGCCAUUUAUCCGAGCAAAAGCAGCUCAGAAGGCUCCUGCAAAAUAGCUACGCGAGAUGGUGCAAUUUACACGGAUAAGCAAUUCAAGAAGUUGACGAGGCUAAGAUUCCUUCACAUGAUGGAGGGGGCACAUCUCAGGGGAGAUGUUAAGGACUCGGUUGACGAGUUAAAAUGGCUUCAAUGGGAAAACUGUCCCACGAAUUUUGAAGUGGACAAUUUUCACGCAACGGAAUUAGUUGUACUGGAAUUGCCACAUAGCAAGAUAAAUGAAGCAUGGGAAGGAUGGAGUUCUUUCAAGCAAAUCGACUCUUCAAUCGGAGGCAUGAAGGCCCUCCUUCGCUUCGAGUUGCGCGCCCGUGAGAGCCUCACGAAGCUUCCAGCACAAAUAGGUGAAUUAAAGGCGCUAGAGCAACUUCUCCUGAAUAAUACUCGUGUCCUUUCUCCAUUACCAGAAAGCAUAGUAUCUUUGCCGAAACUAGAAAUUCUGGAUAUUUCUUGCACUAGCAUAAAAAAAUUACCCAAUGAUAUUGGGAGGCCGAGACGACUCCGAGUGUUACGUGCUUCACAUUGCGAAAAUAUGGAAGUCGAAAUGCCGUAA